This is a messenger RNA of Ficedula albicollis (Collared flycatcher), 1043 nucleotides long. RefSeq names its product serine/threonine-protein kinase pim-1-like. The annotation marks the transcript as partial. The record is from RefSeq and is a predicted model, not a curated record. Gene Ontology annotation, cellular component: cytoplasm. Lineage: Eukaryota; Metazoa; Chordata; Aves; Passeriformes; Muscicapidae. Gene Ontology annotation, biological process: protein autophosphorylation. The transcript has 6 exons. Gene Ontology annotation, molecular function: protein serine/threonine kinase activity; ATP binding.
CUCGCUCUCCGUCCCCUUGUCCCGCUCACACUCCCUCUACUCCCGUCGCGUCCGGUCCGUGUUUCCCGCUCCCCGCAAAGCGCCCGUGGCCGAGCCGGCCCCCUGCCCGGCGCUGUCGGGCCCGCCGCUGUGCCGCCUCCGCGGGGCUCUGUCCUUUGUGGCUGCGGCGCCUUCUGAAGAGCCUCUGGCAGAGCUCGGCGCUCUGGUGGUGGUGGUGCUGGAGCAGCACCGUCUUUUGCUUCCCCGGUGCGAGCCCCGCCGCCCGUCAGCUCGGCCGCCGGAGCCCGGGGCGGCUCGGGAAGCAGCAGCGCCCGGGGCGGGCGAGUGCCCCGGGCCGAAUGGCGAGAGCGCCGUGCCGUCCGCACGGGCGGAGAAGCCUCCCCUGGAGCAGCUCUACCGGGAGGGCCCGCUGCUGGGGAGCGGCGGCUGCGGCAGCGUUUACGCCGGGACCCGGCUCGCCGACGGCGCCCCGGUGGCCAUCAAGCGAGUGCCCCGCGAUCGCAUCUGGGAGUGGGCGCGGCUGCACGACGGCGCCCUUGUGCCCCUGGAGCUGGUGCUGCUCUCCAUGGUGUCGUGCCCUGCCCCCAGAACGCUGGUCAUGGAGCGUCCGGAGCGCUGCCGGGACGUGUGGCACUUGCUGCAGGCGGGCGGGUCCCUGCCGGAGCCCGUGGCGCGGGGGCUGUUCCGCCAGGUGCUGCAGGCCGUGCGGCACUGCACCAGCCGCGGCGUCCUGCACCGCGACAUCAAGGCCGAGAACGUCCUCGUUGACCUGGCCAGCGGCGAGGCGAAGCUCAUGGGCUUGGGCUGCGGCACCGUCUUCCAGGACACCAUCUACACCUGGAUGGCAGAGUGCCAGCACCUCAUCAGGUGGUGUUUAUCCAUGGACCCUGCAGACAGGCCAUGCCUGGAAGACCUCCUAGAGCAUUCUUGGCUGCAGGAGACCCACCUGGCCCAGGAGACAGCAGAGAUCCAUCCCUCUGCACAGUAGGAUCCAGGAGCCCAGCAAGUACCAGCUGCUGGCGUCUCGUGGCGCUCAGAGAAAU